Messenger RNA from Botrytis deweyae, 2578 nucleotides. RefSeq lists its product as uncharacterized. The coding region runs from base 1272 to 2393 and encodes 373 amino acids. The transcript is spliced from 2 exons. The record is from RefSeq and is a predicted model, not a curated record. Lineage: Eukaryota; Fungi; Ascomycota; Leotiomycetes; Helotiales; Sclerotiniaceae.
CUAGCCGAUAUAUUCUGACCAUGAAUCCUUCGAACCUUCAAAAUGGACAUUCUCCUGAACACCACCUCGACCACCUAGACAGGUACUUACCCAUAUGCCACAUCUUGGUUUUCUCCAUCAAGUUGUGCCGGGUAUUGUUAACUCAUGUCACUCACUCCGUGAUAUGAUACGAUACGAUACGAUACGAAGCGAUGUGAUGUGAUGUGUUUGUUUGUGUUCUCUUGUGUUCUUCAAUGUUUGUUUGCUUCUCUUCCUUCACCAACAACAAUGAUAUAUGAUUCAAGGAAAUCCGGUUGAUGCAAAAUCCAACAGUUAUACAUAUACACAUGCAGCGAAUAGGAUCAUGUGGACGCCAUCAUCCAACUCCAAGGCUUCUUGAUCCAUCCGGUUCUAUUUCCGAAACUCGCGAUACAUUCAUCAUUGAUGUAAGAACCGUCAUUGAUACCUGGUUAUUCCAUACUUGUACGAAGAAUACACUUACGAUGUGAGUUGGGGUGCAUUGCAGGACCUGAAACUCUCCUCGAAAAUCGAUUACAAGGUAUCUUUUCUCCGUAUUCUAAUUCUCUUACUUGAUCUUUUCGCUGUUAUCAUCUGCUUCCAAUCGCGUCCUUUUCUCUUCUUUAGUAUUACUUGUUCUUGCUUCACUUCCGAGUCUUUCUACUGCGCCGUAAGCGUUGGUUCUCGCGUUUGGUUGGAUGUAGUGAUGGCCAGAUAAGCGACCGCCCCCAUGGCGGUUACGAAAGUCUUUAUGUCUUUUAUGAUUCGUCUGCAUAAUUUGAAUCGACGCUUUUUUAUCUGUUUCAGGUUACUGCGUUAAAUCGAGUGGUUCAUAACGACUCUUACCAUUGAGACACCAGGCCGCAGCGUCGUUGCCGCAUUCUCGCACACUUGAAAUGAUUGAUCGAGGCUUCCAGCUCGAGUCGAAAAAUAUAAUGUGAGAUGGGGUCCAAUCCUACAAUAUUUAUAUAUCUCUUUGACCAUGGCCCAGCCUCAGCCCUUGGAUCUAAGCCUGCCUUGAUUAUAAUUGAAUAUUUUCGAGGCCAGUUUUCAACGUGAAAACUCAACUGUCGUUUAAAUUUCACGUCGCAUGGGAAUAAUUCCAUUGGCAAUUACCCGACCACAUCUUUCCUCGGGUUUCUCGGAUGAACUACUUGUACAAGAAUUUCCCUUUUUAAGCUCUUCUCAAACCUUUAGCAUCAAGGGUUACCUCUUGCUUGGGCCCAAACUUUUUUUUAGUUACUUGUGAAUACCCCUAAAAAAGGCGUGGAAGCAUGCCUCAUGUUGUCUCUCAAAUGCAGCCAAAAGAAAGGCCCCAACAAACUCACAACUCAAAACGAACCAUGAUCAAGAAUGCAGUUUCUCAAGAUAACCUUCGCCCAUCUACUACUCCUCGUCGUCAAAAUGCAAAUGGCCCAACUCCCACCUUGAGUUUGCUCGUUACCCCACAAGGUGCAUGGAACUAUACGCCAGGUCGACAGCAUUCAAAACAGUUUUCUCCUGAUAGAAUGACACCUAUAUCCGCUGUCGAUUCCGUUUUUGAAUUAUCUUCGCCAACUACAAAUGCUUCCCCAAAUUCAGCCACAUCAUCAUUUAUUGCUGAACUGGAAGACACUUCUCCUGGGGCAGUCAAGCCUCAGAAAGUCAUUAUGGAUCCGAAGUCUCCACUCAGUCCUACACGUUCCUUACAUGCAGCUACUGCCAUUGACGCUAUCAAUGACUUCGAGGCAGAGAAUAAGCGUCUUCUCGAGCGGGCUAUUGCGGCCGAAAAUGCAGCAAAGAUAUUGGAGGAGCAAAAUAUCGAUCUCCGACGGAAAGUCAACUAUUGUAUGGAACAACAUAGACCAAAGACUGCACCAGCUCAGAGAACCUCACAAGACUUACGCAAGCGCAAUACCGCAUACAGCACGACAACACCUCUAUCCGCUUUCAACACUAUGAUGGAUCAUGUGGAGGCUAAGUAUUUACCACCUCCUAUUAAUGAUACACCCACACCAUUGCCUCGACGAAAAAAUUCGCUCCCAUCAGAAUCACUAGUUUCACAUCAAGGUGAACUUACGCCAAACAGAUUUGGUCCCAGUGGAUUUAUUCCCUCGCGGCGACCUCCUCCGAUUCCAGAGAGUAAAAAGGUAUCUUCAUCGAAAGACCCAACCCGUCGUCGUGAUACAUUAAAAAAGAACGACGUGAGCACUCCAAGAACAACACGUUCUAAUAGUCGAAUGACCAAAAUCUCCUUGUCGGAUGCAACUCUUAGAUCAAAACCAUUACCAUGGGCUCCAUCAGCAAUUCCAGGCAUGGUUGAAAUUGGCAGUACGUAUGAAGACGCUGCCCCUACGUCCCAAUUGAGACCGAAGAAGAGUUUCGCGAAAUUCUUCAGAAAAGCAAAGAAGGAAUAAUCAGUAGCGUUUUUGUCCACAAACUUUCCCUUUGUCAAUAAUACCAAUGGCGAAUAUCUUGGGAUGUUAUAUCAUACAUCCCAGGCGUUUUGGGUUUUUGAUGUAUAUAUGUCUUAUGAAUAAUGAAAGUGGUACAUAUGGAGUAAUUGGAUAUUGGGCCGCGAGGUCAGGAUUUGACACGGGCU